ACAGGUUAAUUUCUAUUGACAAUGUCAUGAUUCUUUAGCUAAAAUUUUAAAAAAACUACAUUUUUGCACAAAAUUUCCAUUAAAUAACUGAUCAUGUAGGAUUUAUUUAUUGAAAGAAGUUUUUUAAAGCUUGAAUAUGACUACCAAAGCAUUUAACACGACAACAGAAAUGAAAAUGCCCUUUGAAAAAUGCUCCAUCUGCGAAGAACACGUACAAAAAAUAGAAGAAAUUGAACAAAUCCUAUCAGGUAGGGAAGACAUUAUAAAAGCCUUGCAAUGUCGCCUUAAAAAAUCAGAUACAAACUAUCAAAGGCUGCUCGGUGAUUUCGAGCAGCUGCGUUUCGAACACUCUUUCGCUCUUCAGGAUAAUUUCAAUCUAAAAGAAAUUAAUUCUAAGCUUGAAGAAAUCUCAAAGCGUCAUGAAAAUUAUAGUGUAAAUCAAUAUCAAAAUCCAGAAAAAAUCAUCAGCUUAGAAGAAAACCAAAAUUAUUUAUUAAACAAUCAAGCAGCAUUUCCCCCAUCAUUAACUGAAGUGAGCAGUCUUGAAGAGAUCGUGAAAAAACAAAAUCAAACUCUAAAGCGAUUAAUAGAUAAAGUAGUAAAGCAAUUACAAACUAUUAAAUGUGAACACUCUGGUUGUGCGGUUGAAUAUAUCUAUCACAUUCAGAACCAUAGUAUUCAAACAGAAAGCGGAGAUUACAAAGGAAUAGAUCCACAGUUUAAGGAAUUAAAUGACGAAAUACGAAGACUAAAAUAUGAAAUAGACUUUCAACAAAGUGAAAAUGAACGUUUUCGACGUCUUCUUUCCAAGAAGAAAAGCAGAUUGACAAAGUGUACAAGUUUAUCUACUUCUAUAGCUCCAACAUCUCUUCCUAAUAUUAAAAAAGGCUUGAAUAUGUCAUACUCAGGUUGUUGCGAGAAAGCGGUACAGUUCAUUAGAAAAGAAUUGGAAAAACAGGAAAAGGCAUUUGAAGAAAGCACGGCCCAACUUAUUCAACAGCUAAGCGAUGUGAACAAUAACAAUCAAAUUUUAUCGGAUACUUUGGCUAUUGUGACCGCGGAAAAUAAAAAUAAUUUGGAAAUUAUUAAGAAAUUAAAAAUUGAACUAAACAGGACUAAUGUUGAACAUGAAAGGCAAUGUUGUCAGCUGUCCUGCAAAGUAGCCCACUUAGAACAAGUCUUGGAACAAGCAACCCUAUCUAAAAAGAGAUUGUCCGACUCUGUGGACGCAAACGAUGCCGAAGCUAAAAAUUUAAAAGAACGCCUAAAACAGCUAAUAAAUGAAAAUAAAAACUUAAACAAUACAAUUUCCGAGUUAGAAAAUAAGAUAAAAAAGAUUAAUCCUUAUGAAGGAAACAUAGAGGCGCUACGUAAAGAACUCGAAGAAAAAAACGCAGAGUUGGUAGAGUAUGAAGAAGAAAAUAGAUUUUAUUGUCAAAAAAUUGAAGUACUGGUGAAUCAGAAUAACGAAUUGUGUAGAAAUAUUAGACAAUUGGAGGCUGAGUUUCUAGAAAAAUCUAAAGAGGUUGAAAAAGUCGAUGCUGAAACCCAGAGUGAAUUUAAAGAUCAGUCCUCUCUCCAAAAUAAAGUUGACCAGCUAGACAAGGAAAAUCAAUAUUUGCUUAAUCAAUUAAGGGAACUACAAUCAUUGAAAACCUCUAACAUGUCUCAAGUAGGACAAAUUGCUCAGAUGGCUGUGGAAAAUGAUAGUUUAAGGAAACUUCUAGAAAAAACAAAAGCAGAAAACCAACAAAAAUUGGACAGCAGUGAAAGACUUAUUGAAUAUUCUCAAAAGGAAAUUGAGAGAUUGUCAAGAGAGUUAGAAAAGAUAACUAAUUCGGGCGGUAAUUUUAAAAAGGACGCAUUUACUUCUACCUCCCUAAAAUCCAAUAGUUCUCUGAAUGACACAAUUGACAAGUUAAGCAAAGAAAAUAGAUGUUUAAAAGAACAGUGCCAAUUGGCAGAAAAGUUAAACGAUAUUAAUAAGAAACAACUUGAAGAGAUAAGUACACUUCAAAAUAAAAAUCAUGAUCUAGCGGAAAUGAUGCGAAAACUUAAACACGAAAACUCAGCGGAAACCACAAGAUUACAACAACUAGUUGAUAAUUCUCAAAAUCAGGUUGAGAUACUCCUUCAUGAACAUGAUCAAAAAACUAAGGAAAUUGAGGAGAUUGCCAAUGAAUUAGAAACAAUAAGGCAAAAUGUAUCAAAUGAUACAGACCAAUCCGCAGAACACAUUAAAAAGUUAGAAAACGAAAAGGAACAGCUGCUGCAUAAACUUAAGGGUUAUGAAAAUUGUAAGGACUGCAACUGUGAUCAAAAUGGAGAAAUCAACAGACUAAAUGCUGAGCUAAUCAAGAAACAAAUUAUAAUAGCAGAACUUGAAGAAAGUGUAGAUUCUUUUAAUGAUACAUUAAAGAAUUUCGACCAAACAGCAGAAGAUCUUGCGAACGAAAACGCCGCUUUAAAAGCAGAUAAAAAUAUACUUGAGAAAAAUUUAGAAAGAUUGCAAGAUAUUAAAAAAGAUUUUGAUAAUAUUAAGGUGCAUUUAGAAGAAAUUAAAAAAGAAAGAGAUCAACUAGUUCAGGAGAAGGACAAAAAUACGAAUAAGUAUAAUAAUUUGCUUUAUAAACUAGAUCAAAAUGCGAUAAUCUUAAAAAAUAUGGAGGCUGAGAGAAAUUCUUUAAGUCAAGAGUUGGUGCGUUUAAAAGCAGACAAGAGAGAAAUGGAUAAGCAUCUGGCAAAUUAUUAUCACUUACAGAUCGAGUUAGAUGGCUUAAAGAAAGAACAACCACGAAACAAUCAAAUGUUCGGAAAGAAAAUUAGCGAGUUACAAAAGGUAUAUGAUGAACUUAAGAAUGCAUUUGAUGGAUUAAAUGAGGAUAAUCAGAGCCUGAGGAAAGAACGAGAAAAAUUAAAUGAGGAACUAAGAAAUUUACGACAGGAGCUUGAAGAAUGUCGAAAUAAUAAGAGUCAACAACAAAAUAUGUGCAACUGCUUAGAGGCGCAAAACGAAAUAUUAAAAAAUCAAACAAAUUUGGCCAUCCAAGAGCUCGACUCCCUAAAAAAGAAUUGCGAAAAACUUAAAGCGGAUUGUGCUUUAAAAUGUGUCGAAGUAGAAUGUUUAAAGUCAGAUGUACUGGUAUUGAAUAAGGAAAAAAUUAUUUGCGAACAAAACUGCAAGCAAAAGCUGACAGACUUGAAGGCCCAACUAGAAGAGCUACAGAAAAAUUAUGAAGAAAAGACAGGAGAAGUCAAAAAUAUUAAAAAACAAUAUGAAUCUGCAGCGAAAAGUUCACAGUUAACUAAAGAUGAAUACAAGAAUCUUAAGAGGGAAUAUAAGGACAUCAAGAAAAUGUUGUCCGAUCAAAUAAAGAGAUACAAAAAUGAGACUGGACAAAUUGAUUCUGAAAAACCUUGCGCAAUUGUUAAGGAGUUGAAAAAUCAGCUGAUAGAAAAAGAAAAACAAAUAGUUGCCUGUCAACAAAAACUUAAAGAUUCUUCUUAUGAAAUUAUCGACCUAAAAGAUUAUAUCCACAAACUGAUUUGUGAUAACAAUAUUUUAAAAUCGGCAAUCAAUAAUCUUAUUGGUAACUUAGAAAAAAAGAUAAAAGGAUCUGGCGGAAGUAUAGCUAUGUCAACAGAAGCAAUCGCAUCUGAAAUUUUAACUAGUCUAACCAACAUCGAAGAUACUAUUAUUAGGAAUAGCGAUACAGGAUAUUACCCCUGUCCUAAAGGAUGCAAAGGCAAAACUUGCAAUUGCAUGUCCGAAAUCUGCUCACAGUAUAGUUUUAAAGAUAUCAAUCAAGUUCCUAGUAGUGAUAUAUGUCCAACUACAAAGCCUUGCCCGCAUCAACCAACUAAAGAGAAUUCAUCUCAAAUCAAAACCACGGAGACUGAGAUUACCACGAUUUCUAAACCAUCAUCUAAAAAGCGUAGAGAAGAAUCCCAGUUGAUAAAUAUUACUUUAAAUUCCGAUACCACAGAUUCAGAUGAUUUGGCUACGAAUAAGUGUUUAGACGAAAAAUCAAUAGAUUUCUUCAAAGAACAAAUAGAUGACCUUAAAACGAGGAUCGAUCGCACAAUGAAGGAGAAGUGCUGUGAUUGUGAGCAGUAUUUUAUAACUACAAAUUCAAAUAGCAAUUAAAAUUAAAGAAAGAUCUUUAUGAAAUAUUUUGUAUAUAUACUUGUGUACACAUAUAUAUUAGAGUUAUGUAUAAAUAUAAAUAUUUUUCAUAAAAAAUAGAGUAGGAACACAACAAGAAAA
Molecule: messenger RNA, 4267 nt
Organism: Anthonomus grandis grandis
Lineage: Eukaryota; Metazoa; Arthropoda; Insecta; Coleoptera; Curculionidae
Product: desmoplakin-like
Exons: 19
Coding region: 137-4147 (1336 amino acids)
Source: RefSeq, a predicted model, not a curated record